Knipowitschia caucasica is the source of this 2262-nucleotide messenger RNA. Lineage: Eukaryota; Metazoa; Chordata; Actinopteri; Gobiiformes; Gobiidae. The record is from the annotation of a GenBank genome assembly.
AUGAGACUUCCCACGCUGUUUGCUCUGCUCUCAUUGGCCGCAGAGGGUAACGUGAUAACGCUCAGGUCCAUGUACGGAAGCCUGGAGUCCCCAAACUUCCCAGAGCCGUAUCCCCCCAACCAUCAGCUGGUCUGGGAACUGAGGGUCCCACAUGGUCUCCGCAUCCGCCUGGACUUCAGCCACUUCCACCUGGAGCCAUCAUACCUGUGCGAAUAUGACAGGGUCAAGGUGGAGGCUGAAGCUGAGGUCCUUGGUGUCUUCUGUGGCCUGGUGUCCUCAGACACAGAGAUGGUUCCUGGUUCCUUGUCGCUGGUGUCUCCUUCAUGGUCCAUGACGGUGACAUUCACCUCCGACUUCUCCAACGAGGAGCGAGUCAGUGGAUUCAGAGCUCACUAUACAGCAGAAGACAUAGACGAGUGCCUGGAGCAGAAAGAGGCGCCUCAGUGCGAUCACUUCUGUCAUAACUUCAUCGGAGGUUUCUACUGCUCCUGUCGCCAUGGAUACCAGCUCCACUCUGACAACCGCACCUGCACAGUCCAGUGCAGUGACCUGGUGUUCCAUCAGUCCUCGGGUGUACUCCAGAGUCCGGACUUUCCCAGGUUUUACCCCCGGUCCUCAGACUGUCAGUACCAGAUCCAGGUCCAGACCGGAUUCAGGAUUCGACUGGACUUUGACCCUGUCUUUGAUGUGGAGGAUCAUCCAGAGGCCAAGUGUCCAUACGACUAUGUGAAGGUGGUCUCCGGGUCUCAGGUCUUUGGUCCUUUCUGUGGGUCUGUGGCUCCUGGUCCGAUCCAGACAGAGUCAAGUUCAGUGACCGUCAAGUUUCACAGUGACGACUCUGGAGAAAACAAGGGCUGGAGCCUGAAGUACUCUACAACCGAGGUGGACUGCGGACCUCCUCCCCUCGUUCCCAACGCUCAGAUUGUGGAUGGAAACAAACCUGCGUUUGGGGCCAGAGUCCUGUACCUGUGUGAGAGCAGAACCAGCAACCAGACCAUUGGUACAAGCAAAGCCAGCAACCAGACCAGCAACCAGACCAUUGGUACAAGCAAAGCCAGCAACCAGACCAGCAACCAGACCAUUGGUACGAGCCAGACCAUCAACCAGACCAUUGGUACAAGCCAGACCAGCAACCAGACCAGCAACCAGACCAUUGGUACAAGCAAAGCCAGCAACCAGACCAGCAACCAGACCAUUGGUACAAGCAAAGCCAGCAACCAGACCAGCAACCAGACCAUUGAGGUUGCGUGUGGAGCUGAUGGGAUCUGGAGGACUGAGACUGGGACUGACCGGCCGUCUUGUCCCUCAGGUUGUGGCGUGUCUCGGUCCCUGGUCUGGUCUCGGGUGAAGCGAAUCGUUGGUGGUCGAACAGCAGAACUGGGGAUGUUCCCGUGGCAAGUGCUGAUCCGGGUCCAGGACCGGACCAGAGUCCCAGACCAGACCUGGUUUGGAUCCGGGUCUUUGCUCUCAGAGUCCUGGGUCCUGACCGCGGCUCACAUCCUGAGGUCCAGACGGAGAGACGGGACUGUGGCGGCGGUGAGAGCGGUGGACGUUCAGGUGUUCCUUGGGGUCAAAAACACCCGUCGUCUCCAUGAGGCACAGCAAAGGACUGUGGGAGUUGUAGUUCUUCAUCCAGACUUCGACCCUCAGAACUACAACCACGACAUAGCCCUCGUGUGGCUGAGCGAAGCUGCUCACAUGAAUGAGGUCAUCAGCCCUGUGUGCCUUCCACCAAUCAGAGAAGAGAGUGACCCUCUUCAACCACACUUCCUUGGUGUGGUCUCCGGGUGGGGCCUGACGUCUGCUGCCUCUGGACCCGCCACCGACCCAACCCAAGACUCGACCCAAGACCCGACUCAAGACUCGACCCAAGAUCCGACCCAAUACCCAACCCAAGACCUGGUCUCCUUGGUGCAGCUGCAGGGGGUCCCCUCUGAGCAGCUCCAGUGGGUCUUCCUACCGGUCGUGUCUCGGGCAGAAUGUGAGGAGAGUUACAGGUCUCUGUCCACAGCCUUUACCAUCGGGCCUCAUAUGUUCUGUGCCGGGUUCCAGGAGGGGGGGCGGGACUCCUGCUCAGGCGACAGCGGAGGGGCAUACGUGGGCAGGGGGUGGGGUCGGGGCCGGUGGACAGUGCUCGGGAUUGUGUCGUGGGGCGCCCCAGAGGAUUGUGGUUCGGAGAAAGUCUACGGAGUUUAUACACGAGUUCAGCCAUAUGUGGACUGGGUCUAUAACGAGACCGGGCUGGACCCAGACCAGGACUAA